UAUAUCAACCCAGAUGAGCCCAUUAUUCCCAACUCACCGCGCUUGCUCUGCUAAGGUUUUCCUGCUUUGUUUGGUGUAGGCAUGAGAGCAAAUCAUUUCACCAGUUUCUUGUGUUGUACCGCCUAUUGAUCAUUCAUCAUCAUCAUCACAAAUUAUCAUAUUGGUUGAUGGUGGCAUCAUCAUUGAGUUUUUAUCACUGGGUAUUAGUGGAAUCUCACAUGAGAUCACCUGCUUGGUGUUUUCCAAGAUCGUCCAGAAAGCAAGAACAGCAAAAGAAAGAAAGAAAGAAAUAAGAAGACAAGGUAGUGAAUGAUGAAGAUGGAACGGCAAAAUUCUAACAGUAUCAUGGACCAGAUUACCAACUGUGGAAUGGGAAAGUUUGUACGCAACGGUUUUGCAAAGGGGAAGGAGCAUAAAGGUUUUGGGUUGGGAGAAUCUCGUGAUGAACGUGGAGAAUCGGCAUAUGAAGGAAAUGAGAAGGCAGAACAAUAUCAAUACACAAAGGAUGGAACAAUUGACAGGUUUGGGAGACCUGCUAUCAAAAGCAAAACUGGUGGCUGGAGAGCUGGUGGUUUGGUUUUGGUAAAUCAAGGACUUGCUACACUUGCAUUCUUCGGGGUGGGUGUGAAUCUGGUUCUAUUCUUGACAAGGGUGCUGCAGCAAAGCAAUGCAUCUGCAGCAAACGAUGUAAGCAAGUGGACUGGAACAGUUUAUAUCUUCUCUCUGGUUGGGGCAUUUCUCAGUGAUGCCUAUUGGGGUCGAUAUAGAACAUGUGCCGUGUUUCAAGUCAUCUUUGUGGUGGGUUUGGUGCUUUUGUCCUUAAGCUCAUACUUAUUCCUGCUCAAGCCAGCUGGUUGUGGAGAUGUGAAUGCAACAUGCCAAAAGGCAUCCACUCUAGAAAUUGGAGUGUUUUACAUGGCCAUUUAUCUUGUAGCUCUGGGGAAUGGUGGGUACCAACCUUCCAUUGCAACAUUUGGAGCAGACCAAUUUGAUGAAGAAGAUCCCAUUGAAGGAGCCUCAAAAGUAGCCUUCUUCAGCUGGUUCUACUUGGCUCUUAAUCUGGGUUCCUUGUUCUCUAAUACCAUACUUGGCUACUUCGAGGACAUUGGCAAUUGGCCUUUUGGAUUCUGGAUGUCUGCAGGGUCUGCUGCAUUGGCUCUGAUUAUAUUCCUUGCAGGAACACCAUCUUACAGACAUUUUAGGGCUGGAGGUAACCCCAUACCUCGUGUAGCUCAAGUUUUUGUUGCUGCAUCCAGGAAAUGGAACGUAAGGGCUCCCUCAGAAGGUGACAAGCUUUUUGAGAUGGGAAAAGAGGGGUCUGCAAUGACAGGAAGGAAGAUAUUGCACAGCCAGGAAUUCAGAUUUCUUGACAAAGCUGCAACUGAGACUGAAAGUGACAUAACCUCAGCACAGCCACACAAUCCAUGGAGGCUCUGCCCAGUAACUCAAGUGGAGGAGGUCAAGUGCGUCUUGCGUAUGCUGCCUAUCUGGCUGUGCACAAUCAUCUACUCUGUGGUGUUCACUCAAAUGGCCUCCUUGUUUGUAGAGCAGGGAGCUGCAAUGAACACAGAUGCAGGAGGCUUUCACAUACCCCCUGCUGGCAUGUCCAUGUUUGACAUCCUCAGUGUCGCAGCUUGGAUAUUUAUCUACAGAAGGCUUCUGGUGCCUCUUGCUUACAAAAUCACAGGUAAUCCAAAGGGUUUGACAGAGCUUCAAAGAAUGGGUGUGGGCCUAAUAAUUGGCAUGCUUGCCAUGUUAGCAGCUGGUGUUGUUGAGAUAUAUAGAUUGAAGUAUGUUAGCCACCCUAAUGGCCCAAGCUCUCUGAGCAUAUUCUGGCAAAUUCCUCAAUAUGGUCUCAUUGGUGCCUCAGAGGUGUUUAUGUAUGUGGGUCAGCUUGAGUUCUUCAAUGGGCAGGCACCAGACAGACUCAGAAGCUUUGGAAGUGCACUGUGCAUGUCAUCUAUAUCCCUUGGCAAUUAUGUGAGCAGUAUUCUGGUAACUAUUGUAAUGGACAUCACAAAGAAGCAGAACAAGCCUGGUUGGAUACCUGGAAAUCUUAACACUGGUCACAUGGAUCGUUUCUACUUCUUACUGGCAGUCCUAACAGCAGUAGAUUUUGUUGCCUAUGUGAUGUGUGCAAGAUGGUACAGGUGUAUCAAUCUCUCUAAAGAGGUAGAUAAAGAUGAGGAACUCCAGAAAAUAUAAAAUCCUAUAACAGUACCAGUUCGUUGACAGUUGGGGUAUUUCAUUAUCAUCUUAGCAUCAUCAAAUACCCCGAUUUUUCUAAGGUUGAAGCAGUUUCAGAGUGCAGCAGCUGUGGUGGAUGUCAUCAUGGAUUAUGGAAUUGGGUUACUAUAAUAAGACUAUGGAUGUUAUCUUGGGAUUGCAGUAGUAUUAGAGAGAAGUAUAAACAAUAUGUUAAUAGUUAUGUAGUUUUGAUAUUUUUCUAUUCAUAUUGUAAAGCAGAAACACGCUGUGUGGUGUGCUACACUCGGUUAAAAGACCCAAUCUUUCCCUGUGUUGUGUGUAAUACAAGGUUAAGACGUCCACUUUGUUUUAAAUAAAUCGUCCUGGUAUAUUUAUUUAAUACUCUUUCAUUUC
Molecule: messenger RNA, 2601 nt
Organism: Cryptomeria japonica (Japanese cedar)
Lineage: Eukaryota; Viridiplantae; Streptophyta; Pinopsida; Cupressales; Cupressaceae
Product: protein NRT1/ PTR FAMILY 7.3
Exons: 7
Coding region: 310-2205 (631 amino acids)
Biological process (GO): transmembrane transport
Cellular component (GO): membrane
Molecular function (GO): transmembrane transporter activity
Source: RefSeq, a predicted model, not a curated record